UUACCCCCUUCGAUUUCGAAAAGAUAAAACAAGCUCACACAUGAAUACGAGGGAAAAAAUAAAAAAUUAAAACGAUAAAAAAACAACAGAGAGAACAUAUUUAUAGACAGAAAGAUUCUUGAAGCAGAAUCGCUCGCUCUCAUGGCUAACAUUUCCAACGAGUUGUUAUCUUUUAGGGCAAAUCUCAUUUCCUUUUUGUGAUUUCCAAAAAAAAGAUAAAACCCUUGGAGAGAGAAAGUGUGCAAUUAGGUCGUCACUAAUUGCCUCAAAGCCCUUCCCUAGCUUAUUAAUUUCGUAAUUCAGCGAACUCUUUUGCAGACUUCAAUCAAUGGCUUCACAAGAUCACCUUACCCAUGACCACCACCAUCAUGACCAUGAUCACCACCACCAUCAGCAUGACCAUACCCAUGAUGAGAAAACAUCAUCAAGGGUAGGCCCAGAUGGGAGGGUGUACCAUAGCCAUGAUGGACUAGCACCACAUUCACAUGAGCCCAUAUACUCUCCUGGCUUCUUUAGCAGGAGAGCACAACCAAUCCUCACAAGGGAUUUCAAUGAAAGAGCUUUCACUGUUGGUAUUGGUGGCCCUGUGGGUACUGGGAAAACAGCUUUGAUGCUGUCUUUAUGUAAAUUGUUGCGGGACAAGUACAGUCUUGCUGCUGUAACAAAUGACAUAUUCACGAAAGAGGAUGGUGAGUUCUUGAUUAAGCAUGGAGCACUUCCUGAGGAGAGGAUCCGUGCUGUUGAAACUGGAGGCUGCCCACAUGCUGCAAUUCGUGAAGAUAUCAGCAUUAACCUUGGCCCUCUUGAGGAGCUUUCUAACUUGUUCAAAGCAGACCUUCUUCUUUGUGAAUCUGGUGGAGAUAAUUUGGCUGCCAACUUCAGCAGGGAACUGGCUGACUAUAUCAUCUAUAUAAUAGAUGUAUCUGGCGGUGAUAAAAUUCCUCGGAAAGGUGGCCCAGGCAUCACCCAAGCUGAUCUCCUUGUUAUCAACAAGACUGACCUUGCACCAGCAGUUGGAGCUGACUUAGUUGUCAUGGAGCGUGAUGCACUUAGAAUGCGGGAUGGAGGGCCAUUUGUUUUUGCUCAGGUGAAGCAUGGAGUUGGCAUAGAGGAAAUUGUGAAUCACAUUUUACAAGGUUGGGAAGUAGCUACUGGGAAAAAACGCCAUUAACCUGGUGCAUCCGAAGGUUGACUUGGCAUGUCUCUGUCUCAAUCUGGUUUCAGCUACUUAAUUUGGUGCUUUCUUGGGUCUUUAUUAGAAGUAAAGGUGAUAAUAUAGGUAUUGCAUGUUUAGUUGAAGCGAGUUGAGAGCUUGAAAUAAAUGUAUCAGAUUGCAAUAAUUGAUUACUUUAUGUUUCGAUCACAACCAGCCUUGCACUAUUGCAUCAAUAAAACUAUCAGAGCAUGGUGCCAUGCAACAUGACAUUUUA
Populus nigra (black poplar) is the source of this 1430-nucleotide messenger RNA. Its product is annotated as urease accessory protein G. The transcript has 8 exons. The record is from RefSeq and is a predicted model, not a curated record. Lineage: Eukaryota; Viridiplantae; Streptophyta; Magnoliopsida; Malpighiales; Salicaceae. Bases 329 to 1171 code for a protein of 280 amino acids. Gene Ontology annotation, molecular function: nickel cation binding; GTPase activity.